GAUGCUGGAGGGCCCGGUGCCGGAGGAGUCGGAGCACAGGUCCCAAGGGCCGUGCGCUGGGUCUUGCCACGCGCAGCGCCUUCUGCAGACCCUCAAUGCGUACCGACUGAGCGGCACCUUCACCGACGUGGUGCUGCGCGCCGGUGACCGAGAUUUCCCGUGCCACCGCGCGGCACUCAGCGCGGGCAGCGCCUACUUCCGCAGCCUGUUCGCCGCGGGGCAGCCGGAGCGCGGCCUGGCCGUAGUGCCCGUGGCGCCCGUGGCCUCGGAAGCGCCGGGCGCGGAGCCGGGCGUGGCGGCGGCGGCUCUGGCCGUGGUGCUUGACUACGUGUACGGGGCGGGCGUGCGGCUGCGCGCUGAGGACGAGGCGGCCGCCGUGCUGGCGCUCGCCGAGCGGCUGGGCGUGGCGGGCCUGCGCGAGGCCUGCGCCAGCUUCCUCGAGGGUCGCCUGCGCGCCGCCAACAGCCUGGCACUGCGUCGCGUGGCCGCCGCCUUCUCGCUCGCCUCGCUGGCCGAGCGCUGCGGCCGCGUGCUGCGCCAGGCCUUCGUCGAGGUGGCGCGCCACGCCGACUUCCUAGAGCUGGCGCCCGAGGAGGUGGCGGCGCUGCUGGCCGACCCGGCGCUGGGUGUGGCACGCGAGGAGGCCGUGUUCGAGGCGGCCAUGCGCUGGGUGCGCCACGACGCGCCGGCCCGCCGCGGGCAGCUGAGGCGCCUGCUGGAGCACGUGCGGCUGCCCCUGCUGGCGCCCGCCUACUUCCUGGAGAAGGUGGAGGCCGACGAGCUGCUGCAGGCCAACCGCGAGUGCCGCCCGCUGCUGCUCGAGGCCCGCGCCUGCUUCAUCCUUGGCCCCGAAGCUGGUGCACUGCGGGCCCGGCCGCGAAGAUUCAUGGACCUAGCUGAAGUGAUCGUGGUCAUCGGCGGUUGUGACCGCAAGGGGCUCCUGAAGCUGCCCUUCACUGAUGCCUACCAUCCAGAGAGCCGGCGCUGGACCCCACUGCCCAGCCUCCCAGGAUACAUGCGCUCAGAGUUCGCCGCCUGUGCUCUGCGCAAUGACAUCUAUGUUUCCGGAGGCCACAUCAACAGCCAUGACGUUUGGAUGUUUAGCUCCCCUCUGCACACCUGGAUCAAGGUGGCCUCGCUGCUCAAGGGCAGGUGGAGGCAUAAGAUGGCAGUCAUGCAGGGGCAGCUGUUCGCGGUGGGCGGCUUUGAUGGCCUUCGGCGCCUGCGCAGCGUAGAACGCUAUGACCCCUUCUCCAACACCUGGGCGGCAGCAACACCUCUCCCAGAGGCUGUGAGCUCAGCUGCAGUGGUGGCCUGCGCCGGCAGGAUCUACGUGAUCGGGGGCGCCGGGCAGGACGGUGUCAGCAUCAACAAGGUGCAGUGCUUUGACCCUGAGGAGGACCGGUGGAGCCUGCGAUCACCGGCGCCCUUCUCACAGUGCUGUCUCGAGGCUGUCUCCCUUGAGGGCACCAUCUAUGUGGUUGGAGGCCUCAUGAGCAAAAUCUUCACUUAUGACCCUGGCACAGAUGUCUGGGGGGAGGCAGCUGUCCUCCCCAGCCCUGUGGAGAGCUGUGGCUUGACUGCGUGUGAUGGGAAGGUCCACAUCCUUGGUGGGCGGGAUGAUCUUGGGGAGAGCACCGACAAGGUCUUCACCUUUGAUCCCAGCAGUGGGCAGGUGGAGGCCCAGCCAUCCCUACAGCGCUGUACCAGCUCCCAUGGUUGCAUCACCAUCAUUCAGAGCCUGAGCAGGUGACACAGA
Messenger RNA from Lynx canadensis (Canada lynx), 1759 nucleotides. RefSeq names its product kelch like family member 35 (gene KLHL35). The record is from RefSeq and is a predicted model, not a curated record. Lineage: Eukaryota; Metazoa; Chordata; Mammalia; Carnivora; Felidae. Gene Ontology annotation, molecular function: protein binding. Bases 2 to 1753 code for a protein of 583 amino acids. The transcript is spliced from 6 exons.